UUCCGUUAGAGACUAUCCUAAAAACUCAAAAUAAUUGUCAUCUUCAACAACUUUAGUAUCUGUGCUGAAAACAACGAAGAGAGAUUCCAGGCAUCACAAAUAACUUUUGCUAUGUACGUUGACAACACAUGCACAGUUUUUGUUGUUUCGCUGUUGCAGUUGUUGUUGAAAAUGUCGUAGUGGCAAGAGCAUAAAGCCCAGCUGACUUGACCACCUUGAAGCAAUGUUUUCCGGUUUUAUUGAUUUAGGUCAACUUCAGUUACGAAAAAGAUUUAACAUUUAAUACGGGUUUUUUGGACUUUGAUCACAAUGGCUUGCUUAUGUGCGACACCUUGAAAUUUACUCUGUAGCUGGUUACUAACUUUCUAAACGCCAUCGCUGGCAGAAGAACUUUGACGGAACUUUGACAUAACAUAUGCCAACAUGACUGUCGAUAGCAAACAAACGAGGGAAACAUUGUCCGUCCUCGGUUUAUGUCUACUUUUGUACAUUGUCAGUAGCAGCAAUAAUGUUAUUGGGAAAAUGCUGCUGAAUGAUUUUCCCUUCCCAAUGACAGUAACCAUGGUGCAGCUAACCUCUAUAUCACUCUACUCUGGACCUUUCUUUAGACUCUGUGGGGUCCGACGAUUUGUAGAUAUAAGUUGGCGUUAUUAUUUCAAACUCAUUGUACCGCUAGCGCUUGGUAAAUUUUUGGCUUCAGUACUAAAUCAUGUCAGUCUGUGGAAGGUAACCGUCUCAUAUGCUCAUACAGUCAAAGCCACUAUGCCACUCUUCACAGUAAUUUUGUCAAGGAUUAUUAUGGGUGAGAAACAGACAGGCAAGGUUUAUUUGUCGCUUGCCCCCAUCAUUGUUGGUGUAGCAAUUGCAACUCUGACAGAAUUAUCCUUUGAUAUGGCUGGUUUGAUAAGCACAUUAACUGCUACUCUUGGACUCUCUCUUCAAAAUAUUUUUUCUAAAAAGGUCCUCCAUGAUACAGGAAUGCAUCACUUACGUCUACUUCACAUUCUUGGAAGACUGGCUCUAUGUAUGUUUUUACCUCUGUGGUUGUACUUUGAUCUGGCUGCUGUUCUGAGUCAUCCCAAUCUUAUAAAGAAUGGAAGCUAUAGAACUCUUAUUCUUCUUUGGGCUGAUGGUGGUCUGAAUUGGCUUCAGAAUGUGUUAGCAUUCAGUGUCAUGUCACUUGUUUCACCUCUGACCUAUGCAGUUGCAAGUGCAUCAAAACGUCUGUUUGUCAUUGGAAUUUCACUAUUCAUUCUUGGGAACCCAGUAACCACUGUUAAUGUCCUUGGUAUGAUGAUGGCUGUGUUUGGAGUUCUUCUGUACAACAAGGCCAAAUAUGAUGCACGCCAGGAGGAGAAAAAGCAAACAGUUUUGCCUAUGACUCAACACUUACAACCUCAAUCUCAUAAGGGAUAUGUUAGUCUCCCUAGCUCACCUCACCACAAUCUGAACUAUCUUGAGCGUAGCACAAAUGGUAAUGUGAGUACUAUGCGAGCUGCUGGUCCUAAGCAAAAUGGAUCAGGAAAUAUUUUAACAAAUGGGUGGGCAGAUCAGAGCAUAAAUGUACAUAUUCAUCCUCCUAUUAAUAACAACAUCAGCAGUAAUGGUUACACAAGUAGAGAAAAGAAACUCUCCAAACCUAACAUCCUAUUUGUAUAAUGUUUUUUCUCUAAAAUAUCAUAACCAGAAUGUUUAGUGUAGUAAAGAUAUGCCAUCACACUUUUUUUCUCAAACAACUGUGCAGCUGUCUUUGAUUCUCUGUUGAAAGCAGAGAACAAUUUGGGUAUGUGCUGAUUUGUUUCCGUAGAAGUUGUUCAAUAAUCAUCUAAAGUAAGAUUUUAGAACGAAUUCUCAUUUUUAAUAUUCUACCUAGUCACUGUCCAUGCUGAAUUUGCACAAGGAUCAGGGUUGCAUGGAUUCACCUAGUUAGGUAUGUACUGUAGGUAGUAUAAGAAAAGUUUUAUUUUUGUAUGAAUUUAUGAGAAUUAGAUACCUUUAAUGGCUCAAAAAGUUUAAUCUCUAAGCUCAAACUACUCAUUUUAUCUGGGUGCGUAAAGGCUACCAGAUUUUGCGAAACCAUAAGAUGUAUAAUGAUACAUGCUAGAUAAUUUAAGAUUUGUGGUGUACAAUCAGAGCAUUUAAAUUUUAUGGUUUAGUUGCCAAAUCUCAUUUUUAUUUUGUUGUAUAUAUUUGCUGGAGAUUCCUUUAUUUUUAUUUUAUCUUUCAUUGCUAUUAUAUUAGCUGAGUUUCUGUGCUCUUUUACUAUUUGUUGUUAAUGAAUACGUAUGAAAAUAAUUUUUGUGUUGUGGUUGACUGAAGCUGUAUCGCUUCAAACGAGAUUUUUUAAAAGUGAAAUUAAUUUGUGUUGUGUGUUAGAUAUUGAAAUGCCUUGUUGCUGUUACAAUCAUUUUAUUUGUGUUGCAAAUUGAUAGCACAUCUAAAUUACAUUUACAGGUCUAUGUUUUGUUAUUGUUAUAAGUUUGGUUUUUUUCUUUUUAUAUUCUUUGUGUGCCUCGGAGUAUAUGAAAACAAUGAGAAAUCCUUUAAAAAACGUGUUAUGAUAUGCACUUGGGGUGUGAACUGUGUUUGUACACAAUUAUUUGGAAUGACACUAGAAGUGAGGCUGAUGAAAAUACUUCGACAGUUGUCAGAUCUGUUUUGGGGGGUAAUGUUUAAUGCGUAAGUGUUUGCAGAAAAUUCAAGGUUUGGAGGAGAUUAUGUUUAAUCUGCUUGCUCAAAGAAAUUUGUCAUCACACUUACUCAAGAAACUUAAAAAUUUUGAAUAACCCGUCUUUGUAUUAUCAAUAUUGUUUUGUUUUAUCUUAUGCUAAGUGUUGGCUUUGAUGUCAUUAGAAUUUACUAUCAUCAGGGUAAUGCUACUGAAGUGUUUGCCAUUAAUUAUAAAAGUGUUUCUUUUUUUUAGUUAGGGUGACAGUUUCUUUUUACUGCCAUAUUUAUUUAAAUUUGCCUAAGCUCUUCAAUUUACGUUGUCUUAUGUUAUAACUAUGAAAAACAGUACAAAGUUCAGUACAUUGAAGAUUAUUUGCCACAGACAUUGUCUUAUCUCGCUAAAUCUCAAUAUUCCCAAAGAACCAGUGUUGGACAGUAUUAAAAUUGUGCUAUUCUAGACAAAUUAAGCAGGAUGCUAAUCGUUAUACAUGUCAACUUUCUGGCAAUCUCGUUUGUGUUUUCUUUUCAAAGAAAUUUAAGCAUUAACUUAAAAUUUAUUGUGCUCUAUAUGGUGUGAGAACCAAAGAAUGUAAGUCAGCCUACACAUUCAUCGAUUGCACUCAAGCCGAGUGUAUGUGAUAUAUGUGUAAGUUUAUGUUGCUAAUAUUUGUAUAGAAAGGGCAUUAAUGCAUUGUUUUGGAACUUUCUAUAUUGUAAAGUGCCUUCAUCAUAAUCAUCAAUCCAUUGAUUUGGUCUCCUAACAUCUUGUUGGCAAAGAAAGACUCAUGUUGUAUUAUCAGACUGAAAA
Messenger RNA from Frankliniella occidentalis (western flower thrips), 3478 nucleotides. RefSeq names its product solute carrier family 35 member E1 homolog. The record is from RefSeq and is a predicted model, not a curated record. Gene Ontology annotation, cellular component: Golgi apparatus. Lineage: Eukaryota; Metazoa; Arthropoda; Insecta; Thysanoptera; Thripidae. Bases 424 to 1659 code for a protein of 411 amino acids. Gene Ontology annotation, molecular function: antiporter activity. The transcript is spliced from 6 exons.